Mytilus californianus (California mussel) is the source of this 6424-nucleotide messenger RNA. Its product is annotated as N-alpha-acetyltransferase 25, NatB auxiliary subunit-like. Gene Ontology annotation, biological process: N-terminal peptidyl-methionine acetylation. The transcript is spliced from 28 exons. Bases 25 to 2922 code for a protein of 965 amino acids. NCBI's taxonomy places the organism in Eukaryota, Metazoa, Mollusca, Bivalvia, Mytilida, Mytilidae. The record is from RefSeq and is a predicted model, not a curated record. Gene Ontology annotation, molecular function: protein-N-terminal amino-acid acetyltransferase activity; protein binding. Gene Ontology annotation, cellular component: NatB complex; cytoplasm.
UGUUUGAACGAGAUUGGCCUGAAAAUGGCUUCUCGUAGCCAUGUGGAUGUGAACGAAAGGCGACUCAGACCUAUUUAUGAUUGUCUUGAUAAUGGAAACAACAAAAAGGCUGUACAGGAAGCUGACAAGGUGUUAAAGAAACAGAAAGAUCUCCAAUGUGCUAAAAUUUUAAAAGCACUUGCUCUGUUGAGACUUGGAAGGCAUGAUGACAGUUCUAACUUACUGGAUGAAGUCCAUGCCCAGCAUCCUGUUGAUGAGGCCACACUACAGGCCAUGUGUAUCUGUUACAGAGAAACAUAUAAAUUGGAGGCAAUAGUUGAUAUGUAUGAAAAUGCCCACAAGCUAAAGCCAGACAAUGAAGAGAUACUGUCCGCAUUAUUUAUGGCAUAUGUCAGAAUGGGUAACUACAAGAAACAACAACAGACAGCCAUGUCCUUACACAGACUUCAGCCACAGAAAAAUCCUUACUAUUUCUGGGCCAUUAUGAGUAUUGUCAUGCAGAGUCACACUGAUAAGCGGCUUGCUGCCACAAUGUUUUUACCAUUGGCAGAUAGAAUGACAAAGAAAUAUGUAGAGGAGGGGAAAAUUAAUGCGGAAGCAGAGGUACAGCUUUAUCUGAUUAUACUUGAGUUGAUGGGGAAGUAUGAAGAGACAUUAAAUUUGUUAAAAGGUCCUCUUGGAGAAAAGCUGACUAGUGAAUUACUUUACCAAGAAACAAGAGAAGCUGAAUUAUAUACAAUGUUAGAACGAUGGCCUGAAGCUAAUGCAGCCUAUAAACGACUGAUCAAAGAAUAUCCUGACCAUUGGAUAAAUUGGCAGAACUAUAUUUCAUCAUGUAUAAAAUUAGAAUCAACUGAUUGGACACCAUUGGAAAAUGACGACAGCUAUUCAGAAGUUCACUACACAUCAGAAAUGGCUUUGACUUUCAUACAGGAGAUUUUAACAUGGCAGGCUGACAACCGAUUAUUACGAGGACCAUAUUUAGCCAGAUUAGAAUUAAUCAAAGUGUUGAGACAGACUGGUAGUAAUAAAUCUAUAUCAGUAUCCCCCUUGCCAUUGAUGAUAGAAUAUUAUGAAUUAUUUGGAGAUAAGUUUUGUUGUGUAGAAGAUCUGACAAUUUUCACAGAUUUACUCAGUGAGCAAGAAGGACAACAGCUGAUUGAUACCUUGUCAGAAACAUUAGAUAUGUGUAAAACUUGUGAUAUCACUUUUGCUUCAAAUGUGAAACAGAUGCAGAGACAUGUUACGAUAUGUAAACUAAAGAGACAUCUGGGUAUCUUUCAUCGACAACCUAUAGAACAUAGAUUAGUAUUAACCAAAGAAUUUUUAUCUAGGCACCAACAUGGUUUAGAUUUUGGUAAAGAUUUAUUAGCCACAGACGUACAGUUUAGUGAUAGUUAUUUAUUGUUAGCUGUUCAUUUACUUGUUGAUAUAUGGGAAGAAACAGAGGAUACAAAGUAUUUAUGGCAGGGUAUAGUGCAAUUAGAGAAAGGAAUGAAGAAAAGUAUCUCAAACUUUCAAAUCAAAGUACUACUUAUGAGAUUAUACUGCAUCAUGGGUGUAUAUGGACCAUGUCACACGCUUUAUGAAAGUUUAGAGGUCAAACAUAUCAUGAAUGAUACAUUAGGUCAUACAAUAUUUAAUCACAUUGGUCGGCUGGGUCAUUUUAUGGCAGCUUGUGCAACGUAUGGAUCCAUGUUGAAAUUUUUUGCUGUUAAUCACAAAGAGACUGCAGAGUAUCUUAUAGCAUCCUACAAGUACGGCUCCUUUAACAAGAUAAAUGAGUUUGUAAAAUUCCGUAACCGAUUACAGAACUCCAUACAAUAUAUAAGUGCUCAAGUAGAAAGUAUGUUACUGGACAUGGGGAUGGAAACGGCAAAACACCAGAAAACAGAAUUGAUGGUGUCAUACAUGGCACUAGCUCCUGACAAAGAAAGGACACCAUAUGAAGAUCUGUGUGACAACAGGGAUUUAUCUUUGAUGAGAGCAUGGGCGUGUCCAGUCAAGUGUAACAUCAAAGAAGCUGAAGAGUAUUCAUUUAAAGAAGAGAAAGCCUGGAUUCAAGUUCGGGAUUUAAGUUUAAGAAUUCUUGGUGCAUGUGUAAUUUUAGGACAGCAUUCUGUUGGAAAUAUAAACAAUAGAAAUGGGGUUGACCAUGAAAAGGUCAGACCCAUGAAUGAAGUGUUAGAAGAUCUAAUCAAACAAUUUAAGGAUCAUUUAACGAAUAUUCAGGAUUUUUCAAAACCAUACAAGUAUCCUACACAAGGACCUUAUCCUACAAAAUUAUCCUGUUAUUUAAGUGAUAACCACAGUCAAAUCUUCACACAGAUGGUAGACACUGUUGUUUAUGUGUACAAACUUCAGGAGGAAGGCUUUGAUAGCAAAGAUGGUGAACAAGAAGAGAAACUGAAAUCCUGUGUUCCUAACAUAUUAGAAGGCUUAUUAUCCAAACAUAGAUGUAGUUUAGUCCAGUCAGAUAACGACAAAAAAUGUGUAAAUCCCAAAGUUUUAGAAAAUCUUGUAUUCUUAGCAGAGACGUUAUCACAUGUAGUGAUAUUAACUGGUGUUUGCCAUAGAAUAUUAAAACCAUUGAAGUCUUCAUUCAAUAAGAAGAGUAAGAAGAAGAAAGAUGCUGCACCAGUAGCUAUGCCAAGUAUAUUUGAGAACUAUAAUCACCAUCUUACUUCUUUGGAGACAGUAGCAAAAGAUCUUCAUCAAGCUGUCCUAGAUAUUGACCCUGUAUUUUUAUCCAUUGAUCUCUCAAACCUAAGUUUAACAGAACCACUUACUGUUGAUGAGGAAGAUGCUGCUAUAGAAAAAGAUAUGUGGAAGAAAGUAGAGAAAAGUUACCAAGUAUCAGCAUGGGAAGUGACUGAAUUUCUACACAACAAAAUGCAGUAUUUAAAUGACCUCAAAUUGUGAUAUAUUUUAAUUUGUAUUCUGUGUAUACUUGUACUUAUUAUUUAUAUGGCUGCUGAAAGCAAUAGGUUUAUUUUAAAAAAAAGAUAUGCAUGCAAAAGAACAAAUUGAUCAUUAUUUAAAAAAAACAGGACAAUAUGUCGUAGAGUUUGAAAAAUAAUAGGUAACAGUUAGCACAGAUGUAAUGCUUGCAUGUGAGUGAAUGACAGUAAACACUAUCUUCCCAGUCAUGUCCAUUCUGGAAAUGGUCCUACUUUACUUGUUCCUGUAUCAGGUCAGUUGCAAGAGAAACAAUUGAGUUCUUGUACAUGCUUCAUAAUUUGACCUUGAAUGAAAAUUAGUUGUUCUGUUGCUUAAAUCGUUAGUGUCUUAUUUUAAUUUUGAUCUACUUCAAUUUAGAUAUAUACUUAACUAUGUCUGCUCUCAUUGACCAAAUAACAUUUAACACUAGUGACCUUUGAACCAUUUCCAGAAUUGAUAUGAAAGAAUGUGUUUUGUACAACAACAGAAAUUACUUAAGUUGAAUACAAUUUUUAUUUGGAAUUGUGUUUUCAGGGUAUGAAUAUAUGUAUUGUAAAUUGAAUGUUAAAUUUAGACUUAAUUUUCUCUUAUGAAUAUGUGAAGAGAAAACAUAACAAGUUGCUUCAGGUAUCAGGAAUACUGUUCUAUUUAUACAAAUCGUCCUUAUAGAAAUGUUUGUCAGUAUGGUAUACAUGUAAUGAACAAAUGUGAAAAUGCAUUGGCCCCCACUUGAGGGUGAUUGCUCCUCUGUUUCAAAAUAACAAGCUUUUUAAAAGACUUUUUAAAGUUGAUAGUAUAUAAAAACGCAACAAAAGAGCUGAAAAGAAUGAAGGUGAUUGAUAUUUGAGAUAUAAGCUAUUGAAAAUUUGGCAGAAAAGGAUUUUUUCUAGAUUUUUCAUUCCUUUAACAUUGGCACUUGUUUCCUUUCCAAAACUAUAGCAAAAUAACAAGGAUUUUAUGAAAUUACCACAUAUGGCUUUAUAAACUAUAUGUUAUAAAGUUGUGGAAAGAAAAGUAAGAGUUCGCUGAUAAGAAAAAUUUAUGGCAAUACAUGGGUUAAACCAGAGCAUUCCAAAUAUCUGACAAAAACAAGAUCAACAAACAUCCUAAAGGAGAAUUGCAACUCGCAUAUUCACCUUUUAGAAGUAUUUUGUAACCCCUCAAACCUUUUCAUAGGCAAUUGUAGCCUUAUUUACAGGCUUGCAAUUUUUUGGGGAUUUUUAAAGAUGAAUGUUGAUGAAUAUUUUGGUUAAUUUUCAAAACCAAAGGUGAUUUGAAAGUUUAUUGGAUAAUUUUUAAAAAUCACACUUUCUUAUCCUUUCAAAUCUUUAGGCUUUGACAAAAUGUUUAUAAAAGGUUUUUAAUCAACUAUAUAAUUAUAUAGAUGGAGUUAAGGAUAUUUUCUAACCCUGAUAGAUCUUUAUGGAUUUUUAUAUAAAAAUAAUAUGCAAGUUUUAUAUUAACAGUAUCUAAUUCAGUUUAAUGUAUAAUAAAUGGUUGCUUUUUAAUAAAAACUAAAAGAUCUGUACUAUAAUUAUAUGUAUAUGUUCCAUUUGUUGUAGCCACAAUCUUGUCAUCCUUUUUCAAUUCAAUUGAUUCAUAAAAUACAACUUGUCAACAUUAUUGUACAUGUCAUUUCCCAUAUGAAGGGUUCCUACCACUGGUAGAAGAGGAUCUGCCUACCUAUUCCGAUGCACCUGAUUUAACGUUAGUUUAUAUGGGCUCAUGUUGCGCAAUAUUGAGUAUUUUCUUUGUUUUUGUACUAAUUGUCAACUCUUGUUUUUCGUUUAGUUUUUAGCAAUGUUGUUGUUUGUACUCUUAUGACCUAUUGUAAUUGCAUCCUUGGUACCUUUUACAAAUUUUUUUUUAUAAAGAAACCUAUUGUGGAAGGAAUGGCAGCAAAGUUGUUAUUUUAGCUCAGUAGUCAGGGCUUUGGUACUGACAUGGUUUAUAACUUUUCUUAAAUAUCCUGUAAAUCAAUAAAGAAAGAUUCCAAAUCUCUCAGGCAAAAGUUGACUUCUGAUAAAUUUUGCUAUACUUUUUUUUUUGUCACUUUUAGUCCUGAGGCAGUAGUGGACUUCGAGUGGAAAUCUUGGAAUUUUCUUGUUAUAAAGAUUUAUAUACCAAGUUUUAUUUAUUGAAAAGUGCUAUUUAUACAGAAUUUCUUCUUCCAAAUGACCUGUUCAUAUUUGUUUGUAAUGGUUUCAUAUAUUUAAGAGUUUACCAGGAUAUUUAUAAGGUUUGUAAUAAAACACCCUUUUUGCCCAUUUAGUCCACCCUAUGGAGUGAACAUUUGAGUUUUAUUUUUUAUCAUGUUGAGUGUAUGAUAACUGUGGUGUUAACAUGUAUUUACAUGUAGCCUUUGUUCAGAAUUCCAGUGGAUAGGAUACAUUGGAUGGUAGGAAAGCUAAUUCCACCUUAGUUGUAGCCAACAUCUUUGUCAUUUAAAGGAAUUUAUUGCAUUUUAUGAUUUUCUGUUGUUCUUAAUGCUAAAGAUGAGCUUGGUCAUGCAGAAAACAGUCAAAAUUGAGUUUUAUGCCCCCGCCGCGUCGGAGAGGGCUUUAAGUGUAACCCUUGUCUGUAUGUUCAUCCCGAUAUUAGUUUCCGUUCUCUAACUCCAGUUUGCCUCAACCAAAAGUUAUGAAACUUAUACAUAAUGCUUAUUACCACAAAAUACAGAUCAAAUUUUAAUUUGGGUGGCAUCACUUCUACUGUUCUUGAGUUAUGCCCCUUUAUAUAUAUAAAAUCACAAAAUUUCAGAAGUCUGUUCAUUACUUUUUUUUAUGUCUGAACCAAAUGCUAUACAUAAUUUACCUAUUCAACCCAUAUUUAGUUCAUUUUGAGAAUUAUCACAGUUUUUAUUCCUGAGUUUUAGUUGGAAGUCAAACAUCUAUGACCUUUAUGCUACUGCUUUGUUAUUGAAGAAGAACUGAUCAGUGUCACAGCUGUUUGCAAUGUUUAUUUAUAGUUGCAUUGUGAAGACAUUUUUUUUUUCGACAUAUAUUGCAUGUAAAGACAAGCAUGUUAUUGAUUAGAUAUGUUGCAUAAUAUUAUUUAUUUUAGCAAGAGUGAAUCUAGAGAAAACUGGGGGGUCUUACCAGUAGGAACAUGAACUACAGAUUUUAAAGUCGAUAAAGAUCAAUGUUCCUGUAAUUAAGGAAUGAACUCACCAAAAUUAUCCUCAGGUGUUAACCCCAAUCUCCAACUUUCCAAAAAUUGCUGGGAUACAACUGUUUAGAGGUUUUCAAGCUGCAUGUCAAGUUUUUUCUUCAUAACUCACAUCAAACAUGCCUUUUCAUACACGAAGUAAUAAUAAACUGUAAUGUUACAACUGAUCAUCCAGAUCUAUAUCCUUGAUAUGUGUGCUUAUUGUUUUGAUGAACAAGUUUUUGUACAGUUUACAUUAUAAUUCUAUACUUGUAUAUUGUAAAUUUUGUACAUUGUUUUCAUAAUGGAGAUAAAAAACGGAAAUGAAAGUAUCAAA